UUCCUGAUUGAAUUUUGAGCCCAGUUCUUUCUUUGUGACAAAAUGUGACGAUGUAGUCGUUGUUCCGCUGCCUCAGUGUGUGAUUCAGGCAGUAAGUUAAUUUAUUAGCCCCUCUUCUUCACAUUAUUGAAGAAAACAUGUUCGUUCUGGUCGUCUGAUAUCACACGUUUCUUGUCAAAAUCAGCUGAGAGCUGUCGUAUCUUGGAUUCAGAGAGCUGUCAGAGUUUUUAGACCAUAUUUUUAUUCCAUUGACACCCUGUCAAGCAUAUCACUUUUUAAGGAUUUAACGUUAUAGAGUGGAUAAUGAAUCUCAAAUCUUAAGAAAUCACCAAUAACUUUGAAGAAAAAUUUGAUGACAAAAAUUCACAGUCACAAUUUUAAAAGGAAAAUGUUCCCAAACCAAAGAACGGUAGCACUUUACACUGAUUUCCAAAAAUAAUCCGAGGAAAUGGAUGAUCAGGAGAUUUUUACUGAGAGCCAUGCAAAGUCAAUUCUUUCCACCAUGAAUAUGCUGAGGAAAGAUGGCACAUUAUGUGAUGUGACCUUGAAGGUUCAAGGACAGAGUUUCCGGGCCCACAGAAUUGUUUUGGCAGCCUGCAGUGAUUAUUUCUGUGCCAUGUUUACAAAUGAGAUGAGUGAGAAGUGUCAGUCUGUGAUCGAACUCCACGAGGUUCCGGCUGGAAUAAUGGAUGUUCUGUUGGACUUUGUGUAUACAGAGACAGUCAAUGUUGGUGUGGAGAAUGUCCAGGAGCUUCUCCCGGCCGCCUGUCUUCUCCAGCUGACUGGUGUGAAGAAUGCUUGCUGUUCAUUCCUAGAGAAACAGCUGGACAGCAGCAACUGUCUUGGGAUUAAGAUUUUUGCUGAGCAGCACUCCUGCCAGGAACUAUUUGAUGCGGCGGAAGUUUUUGGUCUGAAGCACUUUGAGGAGGUCGUUAUUCAGGAAGAAUUCAUGACUUUAUCUCUCCAACAGGUGGAAUCACUCUUCACCUGCAAUGAAAUUCAGGUUAACUCGGAGGAGCCUGUGUAUGAAGCAGUAAUCAACUGGGUUAAAUACGACCCAGAGAAGAGGAAGAACCAGUUACCACGGUUAUUGCAACAUAUCCGCCUCCCAUUGUUGUCGGCCAAGUUUAUCACCGACGUUUUGGAUGAGGAGCCAUUGAUCAGACAGAGCCAUGACUGUCGAGAUCUCGUGGAUGAAGCCAAGAAGUUCCACCUACGUCCAGAUCUCCGCACGCAAAUGAACGGUCCACGAAUGGCACCCAGAGUGGGUACAGAUGACCUGCUUGUGGUUCUGGGAGGCUUUGGCUCCCAUCAGAACAUGGUGGACGUGGUAGAGCGAUUCGACCCCAAACUUCAGAGCUGGAGCCGGUUACCAAAUUUGUCGAAACGUCGUCGCUAUGUGGCUGCAGCCUCGGUGGAGAAUAGAGUGUAUGUGAUUGGUGGAUACGAUGGCCAAUCAAGACUGUGUAUGGUAGAAUGUUUGGAUCUGUCGGCCGAGGAACCGUCAUGGCAGCAGGUGGAGCCAAUGUCACAGAGACGGGGGCUAGCUGGGGUCUGUGUAUACAAAGGUGAGAUUUACGUGUGUGGAGGAUUCGAUGGCUACAGUCGACACACCAGCAUGGAACGUUACAGCCCCGCGGAUGAUCAUUGGACUACUCUCAGUGGCAUGGCAGUAGGUAGGGAGGGGGCGGGGCUGGUAGUGGCUGGUGACAAAAUCUACUGCAUUGGGGGCUACGAUGGUAUCAAUCUCCUGGACUCCGCGGAGAGAUAUUGUCCGGUGACCGAGCAGUGGGAAACCAUUGUUCCCAUGACAACUAGACGAUCAGGGGCUGGAGUUGCAGUGACCAAUGACCUAAUUUAUGUGUGUGGUGGUUAUGAUGGUACUGACCAUCUGGCCAGUGUGGAGUGCUUUAACAUUCACACCCAACACUGGACCCACAUACAGAGUAUGGUGGUGCCGCGGUGCUACGUGGGGGCGUGUGUACUGAGGGGGUACUUAUAUGUGGUAGCUGGAUACGAUGGAAACACUCUUCUGAACACUAUCGAAAAGUUCGACCCCACAACAGGAAACUGGGAAAUCCUGGAUGUUGCUAUGACAACCCAUCGCUGUGAUGCGGGUGUAACAGUGGUCAGGAGAUGACAAAACGUGUAACCAUGGGAACGGUGUAUCCCCCUUAGAUGUCCUCGUCAGCGACGUCUGCUUCUCUUGGUUGUCUUCUGCUGUGAUUGCUGCACGUCAUUAGCUUGUGUUCACUGUUACGAUCAGUGCCACCAUCACUGCUGUAUUGUGUAUGCUGAUUGUGACAGGGUCUUAAUUUUCAUUAUUUUAGUGGCACAGACAUAGCCAUGAGUCAGAUCUUCAGGAACUGAGGAAAAUCCAAGCACUGUAAAGGAGGACAACUCUGCCACGAAAUCCAGUUUCCAGGAAUGCGCUUAUUUUCUCAAAUUACAAAUAUAGUGUCUACAUAAAAAAAGUACUCUCGUGAUCAGUGGUGAUCAACACUAUGUAGAGCUGUUCAAGGGAAUUCGGAGAUUUUGUAACACAUAGAGGGCAGAUGUGUAAAGGAGAAUUUGUUGUAUAUAUAUAAUAUUAUACAAAGGGCAAGUGUGCAAGAAUAUAAAACUAUUAUACAGACUAAACAAUAUGAACAUCAUGCAGUUUAUCAAUUAAUGUUUAUGUAAUUGUGCUGUUUAUGUAACUAUAUUUUCCCUAUCAACUUUGUUAUAGAGUUUAAGUUCGUAUGUCAAUGAUGCUUAAAUCGGUUGGUAGUGCUUAGCAUGGUGUUAAACCAUGAGCCGAGUGAUGCCACAUGUCAAUUGCCAAAACAUUGAAAACAGCAGAUGUCAAUUUUCCUUGAUCAAACAUAUUUGUUGUUACAGCAAAAGAUAUUAAAACAAAAAUGAAAGCGAACAGUAAAUUUUCUAAAAUAUUGAUUUACCCAUAAGAAACAAGCUUCGUUCUUUUUACAUUUAUCAAAAAUCAUGUGACCUCCUGUCUUCGCUGUUCCAUUUACUGUUCUUACUUUAUGUAACAUGGUUGUACACGUAAAUGCAUACAUGUAUAUAUCAGAGACCUAAAAACAUAGUCUACAAUCAGUUGAACUAGUGUGGAUGUAAGUGUAAACGAUGAAGUGUGUUUUUGUUGUCAUUAUUAGGGGGAGAUUAUGGUCACUAGCUUACACAAGUCAUAUAUACAGGGCUCAACAUUAACUUUUUUUCCUACUUGUCCAUUCGGACAAGAGACAAAGAUAUUUACUUGUCCGAACUUCAACUUCACUUGUCUGGAAUUUUUUUUAAAAAGGAUAUAUCGUCAACUUGAAAACUGUAUUUAAUUUACUUAAUAUAUAGUCUAUUCUUAUACCUGCUUGAUUGAUUUUUUUUUUAUCUUAUUCUCUUGAUAAAAACAACAAAUUUAUAAAACAAAAUUUUAUCUGGACUUCCCAUCUUGAAUCAAUGACUUCGUAAGAUCCAUGGAUGCAUUCUCUCACCAGAGAGCGCGCUACAUUGUGAAGCGUAGCAUAACGCUCUCUGGUAAGAGAUUGCAAUGGGUGAUUGAAAGUAGUACGCAUUAAGUGAACACCAAUCCCGAUUGAGUUUAACUCAACUAGUUUACAUAGCAAUCGAAGUUCAUUUUCCAUGCAUUAUACAUGUACUUCCGACUCUUAACUACCGAUAAACUUUUCACAAAAUUGUUUGGAGACUUCUUUACAUAAAAAAGCACUUGUCCAAUCGGACAAGUGCCCAUCACUAUUCACUUGUCCGAAAUGUUUUUCCACUGGUACCGGACAAGCGGACAAACGUAAAUGUUGACCCCUGAUAUAUCAUUUCUCCACAAUACUGGUAUCCGUCACACCUUCAGUAAUAACAACAAAACCAGGCUUCGUUGUUUAGGUCAUCUUUACUAGUGAAGGGUGAUGAUACGCAGUGUUUCUCUUUCAUCCUUAGAAGAAAUAGCCGACGAAGUGAAAACUUUGAUGUAGCCAUCUGAUUGGCUGUGCUGCUUGGCGUUCACAUGGAUUUUACUAAUUGACGCUUUAUGGAUAAAUCAAUUCCUAUAGAAAAGUAAUGAAAAGAAGGAGAAACAACGUGUAGAGUCAUCGUUGGCUAGCGAAGAUUUGUUUAAGUGAUCUGUUCUUGUUCAGACAAUAUAUUUAAGGUGCUGUUAUGUAUAAAGCUGUCUUCAAGAUAUUUGAUGUUAUGUGGACAAACUUUACAUUAAAAUGUUGCGCACGUCU
Messenger RNA from Ostrea edulis (European flat oyster), 4235 nucleotides. RefSeq names its product kelch-like protein 12. Gene Ontology annotation, molecular function: protein binding. NCBI's taxonomy places the organism in Eukaryota, Metazoa, Mollusca, Bivalvia, Ostreida, Ostreidae. The transcript is spliced from 12 exons. The coding region runs from base 449 to 2140 and encodes 563 amino acids. The record is from RefSeq and is a predicted model, not a curated record.